Molecule: messenger RNA, 5437 nt
Organism: Acanthaster planci (crown-of-thorns starfish)
Lineage: Eukaryota; Metazoa; Echinodermata; Asteroidea; Valvatida; Acanthasteridae
Biological process (GO): regulation of apoptotic process
Molecular function (GO): protein binding
Source: RefSeq, a predicted model, not a curated record
GUAGUGCUGAAAGAAAUAGGGAACAAGACUGAUGAUGACGGGUUUCAUUUUCGCCGCCGCUGAUCGAGGUACAUGUAAUGGUAGGACGAUUGCAGCCUCAAAAAGGUGUCUUUACCUGAAAGUACGUCUGCAAUGAAAGCAUUGGCAUGGAUGACAGAGAUCUCAUGCGUGGUCGCUUCCGUUGGCUCUUGGUCUGGAUGUCAGACAUGCUUGUUGGAGAAGAUGUUCACAAGGCCAAGAUGUUGCUCCGUGAUCAGCUGGGCCUUGCUGACUACGACUCAAUCCAAAACGAUGGACUGAAACUACUGGAGGCUCUAGAGAGGGGAAAUUUGAUCCAUGAGGGAGACACAGAUGUUCUUCGGAUGUGUCUGACAAGAUUGGAACGGUAUGACAUCCUAGAAACCUUGGAUGAGUAUGAGCGAGAGCGACAAGUGGUCUCCAGGAAGCUACUGCUGAAGGCAUCCUCGGUCGAUGGACCCUACUUUGGCCAUGCUGACAUCCUAGACGAGAUCGUGAGCAUCCUGGAUGACGAAACCCAUGACCACAUCCAUUUGUUCUGCAUCAGUGGUAUGUCGGGAACUGGGAAGACGAGGCUGGCCAAAGAGGCUUGCUUCCGUAUGCGUCAGUUCCACAAAAUGAUCUUUGUGGAUCUGCGGGAAUUAGAGACGAUUGAAGCCAUCUUUUUUGCCAUCAUGCAUGCAUUUGGAAUGGAGUGUCGAGAUUAUGAACCCCAGGCCAUGUACAACUGUUUGAGAUCCUACGAUGCUGUACAACAUGGUGGGGCUGUGUUGGUCCUUGACAGCACUGACCAUCCCCUUGACCCAGGGUCGGCUGCCUGUCCUAAUCCAACCUACGAAGCCUUUGUGGAGAUGCUGGAAAACAUCACCAACUUACCCAACAAGAGGCUAAAGCUGUUAAUUACUUCCCGCUAUGGCAUGGAAAGCAUCGGGAUCAAGAGGCAAUCCUUUGACUACUGGAAACUGGAGGGAGAUAAUGAAUUGGCCAUGGAGAGUGCCGUAGAGAUGAUGAAGUACCAUGCUGGCAAAGCUACACUGGAUGACAAGGAAGCAGAAGAGUUGGCUAAUUUAUGUGGCAAAAUACCCCUGGCUCUCAAGGUGGUUGCUAGUCGCCUCCAAGAUCAGACGGUCCAACCCAAGGAUCUGAUCCGUUACUUGUCAUCAGGAUCGGGGGAGCAAGCCUCUCGCAUCACCCGAGCUCUGAGCCAUCUUGGGUUGGCACUGAGUGACCAGAUUGGCCCCUGUUUGAAGACGUCAAUUGAGUCUUUGCCAGAAGUCCAUCGACGCAACCUGGUCAAGCUAGCUGUCAUCCCAGGCUCCUUCACCGUAGAGGUAGCCCGAGUGAUUCUGGGCUACCCGCGCAAGAAUCAGAUGGAACUACAGCUGGACCUGCAGGCCUUGAAGUAUCGCAGCCUCCUGGAGAGCAAGCAAGACGAUGGUGAAAGAUCUAAGAAAGAGGGCAACGUCCGUUACUCCUUGCAUCUACUCCUCAGGUCCUUUGUGGAGGAGAUGGCUCAUGAAUCAGAGGGUGAUUUGCAGCAAAUCUUCAAAGCUGCUGAAGUGCAAUUCGUUGACUACUUUGGUAAACGGAUGAAGAAGAUUGCUAAGAUGCUCCAAGUCAAGGCGGUGGUCGCCCUUGCUCGUCUCCAGGAUGAUGCCGCCAACUAUCUUAAGGCUCUGAACAUCAUCAAGGUGUCCAAAGAGUAUCACAACCCAGACACAAUCUUCUGGAUGUACAUUGUUGUUGAGAUGCUUCUCUUCACUGAUGGCCGUAUCAAGUUCUACCGGGAGCGUGCUGAGUCGGCAAAGAAAUGUGGUCAAAUGCAAGUGUAUGCAGAAAGUAAAUGCUAUGAGGUGUACCAGUUGAGCCAACUUGGGUACAAGGCAGAUGAUCUCCUUCCCAUGCUCAAAGAAGCUGAGGAUGAACUCACGAAACUUGACAAGGAGAAGCAGCCAAUCAGCGUUCAGCUUAGCCUGGCCACCUGCUAUCACUUCCAAGGCGAUGUCCACCUGAACAACCGUAACUGGAAGGAGGCCUUACCACAGAUCCAGAAGGCGGUAGACAUCCGUAAGCGGUACCUGGGGGACCACUUGCUGACAGCGAGGGCCUACAACUCCCUAGGAUCAGCAUUUCAGGACAAAGCAUUGAUUGACCCUAGCUUGGCUCCAGCGUUUAUUAAGAGCGAGAAGGAGAAGGCAAUGGAUUGCUACAGGAAAGCUCUGGACAUCUGCAAGAAAACGACCGGGCCUGACAGGCUGCACCUUGAGUCCCCAACGUUCCUCAUGAACUUAGGGACUUGCUUGCAUGACAUGGAGCAGUAUGACAAAGCUGUGGAAUACUACCAACAAGCCUUGAAGGAGGAGAGACUGCUGGGAAUGGAAGGAACAGACAAGACCUGUACUACCCUCAAGAACAUUGCUAUGAGCUACUACGAGAUGGAAAGGUACGAUGAUGCAAUUCCCAUCGCUAAGAAGGCCAUGGAGGGUCGUAAGCGAAUCCUCGGGACCCACCCUGCCACAGCACGGAGCAUCUACUUUGUGGGAUCACUUAAUCUGACCAACCGUAACUACAAGGAAGCCCGCAAGUACCUAGACGAGGCCUUGAGGAUGGAGGAAGAGUUGUGGAGGAAAGGGAUGGAUAAAAGUAUCGAUUGGACCAGGUUGAAGAACAAGAUUGAGUUCUUGAUGACAACCCUUGGCAAAGAUGCAGCAUUGUCUCUCUAUAAGAAACGCUUUCGGGAGGCAGAGAAGAAAUCCAAUCAGCACAAGCCAAAGCUAGACGCCCCUGAAAAUAGCGAGACAGAGUCCAGCACCUCAUCAUCCUCUGAAUCCAUUCCGAAAAGGAAGCGAAGGGCUAACUCCAGCACAGAUUCCCACAGCUCUGGUUCUCCUGUUGACAGGACUGAUGGCUUGCCUAUGCAAGGGACUGGUGCAAAAGCAACCCAGCCAGAAUUCUCCAAGAAGCGAGAGAAAAAAAUGAGAGCAUCUCGAGUUGAUGAUGAGGAAACAGACUCCACCAUCACCAGUGUGUCAGGAGUGUCCAUCAAGAUGGAAAUGGGUGACAUACAGGUGCAUUUCCCGCCACCUGCUCCUCCUGAGGAACCUGUCAAUGCCGAGUGGCCUCGCUGCAUCAUCUGUUAAGGUGAGAGUUCAGAGGAACAAAGGUCAACACCUGUCAUUUCUGAAAAGGACCUACAAAUCCAGACUCAUUCCAUUCUAAUAAUCGCAGAAUAGGACGAAGUUUUGUUCUUAUGUUUAGAUUGUAAAUUUAGUGUCCAAGAUUUGUUUGUAACUUAUUGAACCUGACUUGUAUUCGGUUUUUUUCACAGUACUAUCAAUUUGACAGAUUUAGUUUUCAAGAGUUACAUUGGUCGUGUUGGUACAAGGUAUCUGAAAAACGUGUUACACAAUCCACACAGUGUAUAGCUUUGUCAACGUUGAACAAAGUGUAAAAAAUGCGCUCACAAAAAUUAUACAGUUUAUUCCUGGAGGUAUGUUGGUCAUUCUUAUGAGAACUAAUUUGUUUAAAUAUAUCCCAUUAUGCACCUUUGCAGUCCAGACUGAGAAUAGCCUGGGCAUUAUGGGAUAUAAAAUCAAAACAAUGUGUAGUACGAUGGUCAACUGUCGGAUAUAUUGUGGUAUUUAAGACACAAGACAUAACAAUCUUGAAUUAUCCAAAGAGAAUGUAUAAUGUGAGGUUGGACUGGAAUUUCUUUUUACUCCAUCUUUCCCCCGUUCUUUUGCUCACAUCAUCCACUAUCCCAAGUUUCCCUCACUUUUAUUUUGGAAAGAGUUCCAUACACCAACAUCACUUCGCACCCUUUGCACAAACCCUAUGUGACUGGUCUGAAAAAUUCUAAGUAUUUCCAAGUGCAAAUGUUUCACUACUUAAUUCCUGCUAAAUCAGUCUUUCUAGGCUGUUUUAAUACCUUCCAUUGGCUGAUUUACUGCUACAGGAAAAGUUAGUGAUGUCCGUAUGUAGAACUCUUACCGUUUGACCCUCCAAGGUGGGAAAUCAAAUGUCACAUCCUCCAAAUGUAAACAGUACCUGGUGAAAAAGUGAUGUUUUUUAAUAAUGCUAACUUUCCAGUAUCAUGUUGACCAAAUGGUUGAAUGUCUUAUGGAUUACUGUAAGAAAGUAGAUAAACUUGAACAAGAGGAAGCCUGCAAAAUAUUUUAAUCAAGAACUUUAUUUUGAAAUAGUGAGAUUGAAGAGAAAGAGAUAUUGUAGCAUUCCAUUUUGUAGUUGGUUGUGUAUAUGUAUUCAGAGGAUGCUAGCAUUGAAGAUCCAGACAUUGAAACAGGUAUGCUUAAGCGUCAGUUAACAGCCGCCGAAUUCCGUUACCCCAGACACCCUCAGCAAUUCAACAAUGUGGAUCUGCCUUGAAUGAGAAGCAUUACACAACAAUCAUUAAAUUGUAAAACUCGAAAUAAGGGUAGGUGUUAACUCAAGUUUCCUGUUUCCAUAAACUAAUGUAUGCUGUUGUUACUCAGAAUCUCAGAUUUUGUAAUUCAGCUUUGGAUGCAAGAGAGAAAGUUUUGCUUUUUGAAUCAUACUGCUUGAGAAGCUACUGAGUCAUUUUAAUGACUAAGGAGUAAUCAUCAUUUUUGUGCAGUUUAAUUGCAGUAGACACAUGAACCUUGCUUGUUAACUUUGCGUUGUUGUACAACCUGUAAUCAGCGGUUUGAUUUGAGUGAUUUUGGUUUUUAUCAACCGAGGUGUAAUGUGCUCUAAAUAUUUCCUUUUUGAAGCCUUCUUAGAAGUAGGUAAGACAGUUGAAGUAGCUAUUUAAAGAGUAAUUACUAUUGAUAGAACACUUCUCUGAAUUUUGAGUGGAAUUAAGUUGUGGCACUCUUGCUACUUAUCUUUCUGGUCAAAUAUGUUUAAAAAUCCAGCCGCAUUGUAUGAAACAUAGUUUGUUUUUCACCACUGUGACGUUUGCAGCUUAUUUUAGGAAUUUUGGCCUGAAAUAGUUACUUUCUUGCCGUCUUUUGCAGCUUAUGUAAUCUUACUGGAUAAUUUUUUUGAAUUGCAAUUGAUGUCAGAGUGUUUUUUGUUUAAAUUUGUGUUUUGCCAAGUUACCAGUUCUUUGUUUUAGUGUCACCAAGUUACUCAACCAUAAAAUGGUUAAAUGUUUAAAAUAGCUCAUCCAUGUCAUGUUUGCUUAAGUAACUUAACAACUACUCAGUCCAUUCCAGCGAUAUAGUUUAUACAAAUCUUUAUUGUAAAACUAGUGUUUAUUCCAGUAGAAUAAGAUAUAUACUCGGUAAGUAUCAUGCAAGAAUGUGAUUGAGACUUGUCUCAGUGCAGGAGUUUUCUACACUGUUUAAUCGGAUGGCAUGCACAUUGCAUGUUCAUGUUGUCUUUCCUUUGCUGAAAUAAAGUCAAGCGUGCUGCUCUGCAAGUUUGAGGAAUUGCA